Heterostelium album PN500 is the source of this 1662-nucleotide messenger RNA. RefSeq lists its product as uncharacterized. The transcript is spliced from 3 exons. Lineage: Eukaryota; Evosea; Eumycetozoa; Acytosteliales; Acytosteliaceae. The record is from RefSeq and is a predicted model, not a curated record. The coding region runs from base 1 to 1662 and encodes 553 amino acids.
AUGAGAAAACAAAUUAAAUAUGGUGGAAGAGGUGGUAGAGCUACUAUGAGACGAGGAAGAAGACAACCACAGAAAAUUGAACUCCCAAUUGACACAAAGCUAAGUAAACCAUUAUUCACAAAUUUAAAACAUGUGUUUAUAGUUGAUCUUUCAAGUUACACUGGUUUAGCAUGUAAUGAGCUGUUACAUCAAUUGCUGUUUGGCGAGAUUUUGAAUGUUGAGGAUGUCAAAGUGGUAGUUGUUAUGAAAGCUAAAUUUGCACCACGUUGUCAGUGUGGUAUUGGUGAGAGAAAUGUAGAUACCGCGUUCUAUAAGAAUAGAUUCAUUGUCGAGGGUCAAGGUCGUAUCGUUUUAGAACCUGAAAAGACAAUCUCAUCCAAGAAAUAUCGUGAUGCAUUGGUCAAGUAUAUGUGUUCGAUUGUCAGCGAUCCAGUGGCAAUGGUACACGUUCACUCUGAAGACUACAUCGAUGCUAGUUGCAAAGUCUACUCAUUGAUCACACCGACCUCUGAAACCAACCAACUACUCUCCUUCUUCAAAAUAGGAUUCCACUUUAAGUCACCAAUUGAACAGUUGGAGCAGCAACCACAGCAACAGCAGCAGCUAACAAGUUCAACCUCUAGUUUUGGUGGUGCUCAAACCGCUAGAUCUACACCAUCAAAAACAACUAAAUUUGGAGCAUCUGCUUCAACUCCAAAGAAAUCAUUGAGUAGUAACAGUAGCAUUCCAAUCAAGAAGAAAGUGCAGGUCGUUGACAGUGGAAACAACAGCAGAGUUGGAAUAGUCGGAAAUGAAGCAGAUGUCGAUACCGUUGUGGAAAAAGUGAAACUCUGGUUGUCAAAGAGAAUAAAGAACUGCACCGAUAUUGUUAAUCUUCCAAAGACAAGAGGAUCGUUGGAAGCUGCAAUCAAAUCAUUCUGCACACUCUACAAGGAGAGUGACAUCCAAACGAUCUUGAGCAUUCUCUACGACAGUGGCGAUAUCAAUAUGUGUAUGGUGUGCCAGAGUUGUCGUCCAACCAAUCCUGGUGCUACCACUUUCUACUUUACUCACAAGCGUGUACCAGAAUAUCUUUUGGAGCACUGCCACUCCAUGAUGUCAAUGAUCAAUACACUGUUCACCAAGAACAAAGAGCAACCAAUUCAGCUCAACACUCUUACAGCCUCGGCUUUCAAAGACAAGGUAUUCGUCAACGAACAGGCAGUCGUAGACAAGUUGAUACAAUCGGAAUAUUUGAAAAUUAUUGUAAAUAGCAAUGAUACCACUACUCUCAAUGAUAGCGGCAGUAGAUAUGGUGGUUAUGAUUAUAAUCAACAACAGCAACAACCACAACACAAACAAAAAUUGGAAUACACAGAGAUUUCAAGACAAGCAGAAAACCAAAUCGAUAGUUUUAUGGAUAAACUUGCAGGGUUGGUAGUGAAUGAUGCUGAAGUACCAGCAGCAAUUAUAGAAACAGGACCAUUGCCUACCGAUGAUAUUCCACCAGUGGUCGAGAUAACAGAACAACCAAAUAUUUCAUGGGAUAACAACUUAAGUGUUUUUAUCAACAACAACAACAACAACAACAAUACACCAACUAAAUCACCAACAACCUCAAAGUAUAAAUACUUUUCAAACUCACCAAGCAGAACACCAAAAAAAGAUUUCAGUUUCUUUUAA